This is a messenger RNA of Chenopodium quinoa (quinoa), 701 nucleotides long. RefSeq names its product protein SPIRAL1-like 5. Gene Ontology annotation, cellular component: cortical microtubule, transverse to long axis. The record is from RefSeq and is a predicted model, not a curated record. Gene Ontology annotation, biological process: cortical microtubule organization. The transcript has 2 exons. Lineage: Eukaryota; Viridiplantae; Streptophyta; Magnoliopsida; Caryophyllales; Amaranthaceae. Bases 32 to 376 code for a protein of 114 amino acids.
AACUACCUUUCUAUAUAUUGUCAAAUCUGUCAUGCCCUAUCUUUUUGCUAAUCACAUUUUUUCCUUAAGAAAAACCAUGAGUAGAGGUGAAAGUUAUGGUGGUGGGCAAAGCUCCUUGGGCUACUUGUUUGGCUCGAAAGAAGGGCAACCGGCGAAUAACCCUCCUCCAUCACCAUCUAAGGCUAUAAACCCGCCUUAUGGUACCGACAUAGAAGAAGAAAAUUCCUCUCCACAAAAGGUAGACAACACCAACAAUAACUAUCAUAGAGCACAAGGCCCUAAUUCAGGAAAUUUCAUCACUGAUCGUCCAUCAACCAAAGUGAAAUCUGUUCCGGGAGGAAAUUCGUCACUCGGGUACUUGUUUGGAGAUAAGUAGUGAUUCCCUUGUGCUCCAAACUUGGUGUUACCCUAACUCCCUAAGCUAUGUGAAAUAGAUCUAUAUAUAAUUGAAUGUUUUUUUUUUUUGGUGUGUGAAUUUGUGAUGUGCCUUAAAUAAGGGGUUUUUUUUAGCUUGUAUGUUGUUCACUUAGCUUGUUGUGUGCAAAGAGUUUGAUUGAUGUACUUAAUUAAAUAUAUUCUAUUCCGGUUGCAUCGUAUGUACGUGUGAAUUCUUCUAAUUCUAGGGUUUUACUAUUUGUAAAAUGUAAAUUUUCCAAAAUUUAUUAAUGAAUUUCUCAUCUGUGUCAAAAUUAAAGCUAUUA